AUGAACAGACUUCAAACCACUCCCAAGGAUACUAUCCCUCUAGGAAAAACCCCUCGGCGGCAGCGUUCUUCUCGCUUCAAUGUCCACGAACAAGUUGAACUAGAGAAAUACCCUCACUUUAAUGAGGUCCCACCUACACAGAGACAUGAAUUGUUUAUUCGAAAAUUAGCUCAGUGCCAAGUGUUAUUUGACUUUAAUGAUGCAUCUUCAGACCUAAAGGGUAAAGAAAUUAAACGACAGGCAUUACAGGAAAUGCUGGAAUACGUCGCAACUACAAGAAACGCAAUUGUAGAUCAAAUUUACCCUGAUGCUAUUCGUAUGUUUUCUGUAAAUCUGUUUAGAACCAUCUCUCCUCAGGCAGCUGUUGGCGGUGUGGCUUAUGAUCCUGAAGAAGAUGAACCCGUAUUUGAGACAGCAUGGCCUCAUCUACAACUUGUGUAUGAGUUCUUUUUACGCUUUGUAGAAUCACCCGACUUUAAUAUACAUGUGGCCAAAAAGCACAUUGAUCAGAAAUUCAUUCUUCAGUUACUUGAAUUGUUCGACAGUGAAGAUCCCCGUGAGCGCGAUUUUCUAAAGACAACCUUGCAUCGGCUUUAUGGAAAAUUUCUUAAUCUCAGAGCAUUUAUUCGACGAUCUAUCAACAAUAUUUUUUUUCAGUUUGUAUACGAAACAGAACAGUUCAAUGGCAUUGCUGAAUUACUAGAAAUUUUGGGAAGUAUUAUCAAUGGAUUUGCACUUCCUUUAAAAGAAGAACACAAGACAUUUUUGAAGAGAGUCCUUAUUCCUCUUCAUAAACCUUCUUCUCUGGGAAUGUACCACCCCCAGCUGGCAUAUUGCGUAGUACAGUUUUUAGAAAAGGAUCCAACGCUCACUCCAGAAGUCGUUUACAGUCUAUUACGUUAUUGGCCUAAGGUUAACAGUGCAAAGGAAGGAAUGUACCUUAAUGAAAUGGAGGAAGUUUUGGAUGUGACAGAGGGAGUAGAGUUUACAAAAUUUGCUGUCCCCCUCUUCCAGAGAUUAGCCCUUUGUGUCUCCAGUCCUCAUUUUCAGGUUGCAGAGCGGGCUCUGUACUACUGGAAUAACGAAUAUAUAGUGAACUUGAUUAAUGACAAUAUCGAAACAAUUAUGCCAAUUAUGUUCCCUCCUCUUUAUAAGAACUCAAAAUCUCAUUGGAACAGAACAAUUCAUGGUCAAGUAUACAAUGCUCUAAAGAUGUUCAUGGAUUCCGACCCAAUAUUGUUUGAUCAGUGUACACAAGUUUUCAAAGAAGAAGAGAAAAGGUAA
Phycomyces blakesleeanus NRRL 1555(-) is the source of this 1284-nucleotide messenger RNA. RefSeq lists its product as hypothetical. Gene Ontology annotation, biological process: signal transduction. Gene Ontology annotation, molecular function: protein phosphatase regulator activity. Gene Ontology annotation, cellular component: protein phosphatase type 2A complex. NCBI's taxonomy places the organism in Eukaryota, Fungi, Mucoromycota, Mucoromycetes, Mucorales, Phycomycetaceae. The transcript is spliced from 8 exons. The coding region runs from base 1 to 1284 and encodes 427 amino acids. The record is from RefSeq and is a predicted model, not a curated record.